Molecule: messenger RNA, 10689 nt
Organism: Dromiciops gliroides (monito del monte)
Lineage: Eukaryota; Metazoa; Chordata; Mammalia; Microbiotheria; Microbiotheriidae
Gene: NCAM2
Product: neural cell adhesion molecule 2
Exons: 18
Coding region: 337-2847 (836 amino acids)
Biological process (GO): cell adhesion
Cellular component (GO): membrane
Molecular function (GO): protein binding
Source: RefSeq, a predicted model, not a curated record
UGAUCAUGUUGAGUGCGGAGGGAUACUUCGUACAAGCCGCAAAACAAGUUCUCUUUUCCUCUCUCCACCUUCUCCUCCUUCCCUUCCCUCCUUAUCCAGUUCAGCUCCUGCUUGGCUUCAGUGCGGCAAGAAGAGGAGCUUGCAAUCCCUUUGCUAGGAUCGUGGGCAGCCGCUUCUGCACGAGCUGCAGCGGCGGCGGCAGCACCACCAGCAGCAGCGGCAGCAGCAACAGCAGCAACAGCAGCAGCAGAGGGUGUUUUUUUUUUUCGGGUUUUUUUUUUUUUCCUGUUGGACUCAGUCGUUUUUGGAACUACCUACCAGUGUCAUCUCCAGAAGAUGAACCUUUUCUUUGCUUUCUACUUGCUGGGAUUGUUUGUCAGUAACGGGCAAGCUCUUCUACAAGUGACAAUUUCACUUAGCAAAGUAGAAAUUAGUGUUGGUGAGUCCAAAUUCUUCACAUGUACAGCAAUUGGAGAACUGGAAGAUAUAGAUUGGUACAAUCCUCAAGGAGAGAAGAUAGUUUCUACACAGAGAGUAGUGGUACAAAAAGAAGGUGCUAGGUCCCGACUAACUAUUUAUAAUGCAAAUAUAGAGGAUGCUGGAAUAUACCGGUGUCAAGGAACAGAUACUAAGGGACAGACUCAAGAAGCUACAGUUGUUUUGGUGAUUUACCAAAAACUCACUUUCAAAGAAGUGGCAUCUCCUCAAGAAUUUAAACAAGGAGAGGAUGCAGAAGUGGUUUGCCAAGUUAGCAGCUCACCUGCACCCAUUGUUAGCUGGUUGUAUCAUAAUGAGGAAGUCACUACACACUCCAACAAUCGAUUUGCUAUGUUAGCAAAUAAUAAUCUCCAGAUCCUUAAUAUAAACAAAAGUGAUGAAGGAAUAUACAGAUGUGAAGGAAGAGUGGAGGCUAGAGGAGAAAUUGACUUUCGAGAUAUCAUAGUUAUUGUUAAUGUUCCACCAGCAAUUACAAUGCCACUUAUAUUCUUCAAUGCUACUGCAGAUCGACAAGAAGAAAUGGUGUUACCUUGUAGGGCUACUGGCUCACCUGAGCCAAAUAUCAGCUGGUAUAGGAAUGGCAAGCUUAUUGAAGACAAUGAAAAAUAUACAUUGAAAAAAAACAAUACUGAACUAACUGUCAGGAAUAUCAUAAAUAGUGAUGGGGGUCCUUACGUCUGUAGAGCCACAAACAUAGCAGGGAAAGAUGAAAAGCAGUCAUUCCUACAAGUCUUUGUACAACCUCACAUAAUACAACUUAAAAAUGAAACGACAUUUGAGAAUGGUCAGAUAACACUUAUAUGUGAGGCAGAAGGAGAACCCAUUCCUGAAAUCACGUGGAAAAGAGCUCUAGAUGGAAUAACUUUUUCUGAAGGAGACAAGAGCCCAGAUGGCCAUAUUGAAGUCAAAGGGCAACAUGGAAGAUCGUCACUGCACAUUAAAGAUGUGAAGUUGUCAGAUUCAGGGAGAUAUGACUGUGAAGCUGCAAGUAGAAUUGGUGGGCACCAAAAAAGCAUGUACCUUGAUAUUGAAUAUGCUCCCAAAUUUGUAUCAAACCAAACAAUCUAUUAUUCUUGGGAAGGAAAUCCCAUCAACAUAAGUUGUGAUGUGAAAGCUAAUCCACCAGCAUCAAUCCUUUGGAGUAGAGAAAAGUUAUUUUUGCCAUCCAAAAAUACCACCAAUUUAAAGACUUACAGUGCAGGAAGAAAGAUGAUUCUAGAGAUUGCACCUACAUCUGACAGUGACUUUGGACGGUAUAAUUGCACUGCCACAAACCGAAUUGGAACAAGAUUUCAGGAAUAUAUUCUUGCUUUGGCUGAUGUACCAUCCAGUCCUUAUGAAGUAAAAAUUAUAGAGUUGUCACAAACUAUUGCCAAAGUUUCUUUUAACAAACCAGACUCUCAUGGUGGUGUACCUAUUCAUCACUAUCAAUUGGAUGUAAAAGAAGUGACUUCAGAAACAUGGAAAAUCUUCCGCUCCCAUGGAAUUUCAACAACGGUUGUUUUAAGCAACCUAGAACCAAAUACAACCUAUGAAAUCAAGGUUGCAGCUGUAAAUGGAAAAGGUCAAGGGGACUACAGUAAAAUUGAGAUCUUUCAAACAUUACCAGUCCGUGAACCAAGUCCUCCAUCAAUCCAUGGACAGCCUAGCAAUGGAAAGAGUUUUAAACUUAGCAUAAUGAAACAAGAUGACGGAGGGGCACCCAUUUUGGAAUAUAUUGUGAAAUAUAGAAGUAAAGAUAAGGAAGAUCAGUGGCUUGAGAAAAAAGUUCAGGGUAAUAAAGAUCACAUAGUUUUGGAACAUUUACAAUGGACCAUGGGGUAUGAAGUACAAAUUACAGCUGCAAAUAGACUUGGAUUCUCUGAACCAACAGUAUAUGAGUUCAGUAUGCCACCAAAACCCAAUAUAAUUAAAGACACGCUUUUUGAUGGCUUUGGACUUGGUGCAAUCAUUGGCAUAGGAGUUGCCGCACUUCUACUAAUUUUUGUGAUAACUGAUGUUAGCUGCUUCUUUACCCGACAAUGUGGAUUGCUAAUGUGCAUUACUAGAAGAAUUUGUGGAAAGAAAAGUGGUGCCAGCAGCAAAAGUAAAGAUCUAGAAGAUGGAAAAGCUGCAUAUUUGAAAGAUGGAUCAAAAGAACCAAUAGUGGAAAUGAGAACAGAGGAUGAAAGAAUUGCCAGUCAUGAAGAUGGAAGCCCAAUAAAUGAGCCAAAUGAAACCACUCCACUCACAGAACCUGAAAAACUACCAUUAAAAGAAGAAAAUGAAAAAGAGGUUUUAAACCCAGAAAUCAUAGAAGCAAAAAUGUCCAUUGAUACAACUCAGUCAAAAGAAGAUGGCAAAGCGUAACAGGAAGACUAACACAGCAAGAACAACAACAACAACAACUUCAAACUGAAGUGACCCUGUAACCAAAACUAAACAGCUCCCCUUAAUUUCUUGGGCAACUUUUUUAUUGAUACUCUAUAGAGAUGAUCAAAUUAUUCUGGUCCAUAAUAUCUUUUAAUUUUUGUUUAUUUUGCCUCCAUGUGUAUUCCUGGCUGACAAUUCUAAGCUAUCAUUUUGAUCAAUCCAGUGAAGUACUACAAUUUAUUAUAAAAACUACAUUAUUAAAAUAUAAUUCUAACCACAGACUAUUCCAAAUAAGAAAAAAAUCAUACAGUCAAGUUAAACUAAUAAGAAAAAAAGCAUUGUGUUUUCUUGAAUCUGGUCUUUAAAAUAAUAGGUCACCUUUAAAGGAAAAGUGAAGAGGCUUACUAAAGUUCAUUUGAGUAUAAUGAGAAACUCAGUAUACCUAUGGCUUAAAGGGAUAUUCUAAUUCUUUUUUAGUAAUAACUGACAAGACUUGAGAUUUCUAUAUAACUACAGUGCAGGUCCAUGAUUGACCUUUAAUAGAGUGAAAAACUAAUCAGCAUGUGAUACAGAUCAAAAUGGUUGUAUUUUGAUGAAAAAGAUAUUUUUGCCAUAUUUGAAAGUGUGGCUUAGAAAAUUCUCAUGUUUUCUGUUAUUUAAACAUAUGCCAUAUCCAUUAUGAAAAGAUAAUGUUUAAACUGAAACACUAGGAAUCAAAAUGAAAAAUAAAUUUAUUGUGGGGGCUUCAAAUAAACUUAAGUGGAAACAUUCAGCUUGUAUUUAGGUUAUUUUCAUUUUAUUUUACUUUUAGUGUUUUUAUCAGCUCAAGGAGCCAUGAUUUUCAAACAUAUCAAAUGACAUCACCUGUAUUUUUUACAGAUAUAUCUUAGUCUUUAUCAUGCAUAUUUUAAGAUUGUACUUUACCAACUUUAAAUGUCUGUUCAUGAAUGAUUUGAAGUAAAAAGAAUAUAAGAAAUACAAUUUGACUAAAAUCCAAAAAAAAAUUUAAUGGGUAAAUAUUUCAUUUUGUUUCAUCCUUUAUAUUUGUAUCUUCACAUUCUAGCACACUGCUAGCACAGAGUUGGCACUUAGUAAAUUUCUGUUGAUUGGCUGAUUAAUAUGUAGUGUAAGUCAAUGUAUCUUUUCAGUAAGCAUUUUUACUAUGAAUAUUAAUUUUGUUCAUUCUAAAUAUAGUAGCUUAUAUAGAUAUAAUUUCUUGAUCAGCUAUCUUUUCUCUUGAAAGUCCUUAUAUAUUCAAUAUAGAUAUGCUAAUGUCACUUGUUUGGAAUAAAUUUAUUUUAGACCCUAAUCCAGAAUAAAGUAUAUCUAUGCAAAGUUCCCAAAGGAAAAAAAAAGACUGAUUAUUAAAUGUGGCCUUUAUACAAGGCAAAUUAACUAUGUAUAUCUCUAAAUAGAAAUACACCCAUAAAAGUUACAUGUAUAUAUAUGCUAUAUGUGUGUUUGUGUUUACACACACAAACACACACACAUGACUACAUGUAUCUGUAUAUAUCUAUAAUCUAUUGGGAGCAAGUUUUAAACUAUCCCUACUCCCAAAGUAUCAAAAUUCUCUUCAGCAUUUCAAGUGAUGUUUUGUAACUCUGAUUUUGAAGUGGUAGAAGGUGUCUUCCUCAUCUUUGACUGCUUAGAGAAAUGAUUCUAAAAGAGCAGCAGGUGAAUUUUAACACCUGUCAAGAAUGGCUGCUCUGGAACCUCGUUCUCUUAAGGUAAUGAAUAAAUAAAAGUAUUAUGCCAGCAAGAAGCUCCAGCUUCAGUUUCAGAUUAAUUUCCUGAAAUAUCAUCAAGCAAAAACAACUAGUUUUUAACCAUUCCACUACCAUUUUGGAUACUGGUAAGACAGAACUCAUUUUUAAGGCAAUGAGAUGCUGAUUAGCCAUAACUCCAAAAAUGAAAAUUGGAAAUAUAUUAAAUCAUUCCUUCAUAUCUACUAUGACACUUUCUCAAGAAAGAAUAUUGUUAUUGCUAUAAAACUACUGUGGAUUAUGUCUAUAUCACAAACCAAUUAAACAAUCCUUCCAGCCUUGACUGUGUAACCAGUUGUUUGACUAACAACUUUCUAAAUUAAUUUGUUGUGAUGACAGUCAUAUCAUGAGAUAGUUGUGUUUUGGGAGAUUAACUUUUCCUGGAUCAGGCUCUAAAUUGGCAAAUUAUGAAUAGUGAAGGACUUAGAAAAACUGAAAUGUCUAGAUAGCACGUUUAUCACUGUAACACCUGAGUCUAACUAGACUGGACAGUUGAGUAACAGGUGCUUGAGCCUUUCUGCUCCCAUUUCCCUCUGGAAAGGGGCCUUCCCCUAAACCUUGUCUGUUAUCCUUAUAAGGGAUAGGGAUGGGAGGGAGGGAGUUUAUGGUCUGAUCUUUUUUUUUUCAGCCCUCUCUCCCCUGCUCCCUCCUUCUCUAGAGAUGUAAUCAGUCAUAAUCUAUUAUAACAAUUAGCUGGUUUUUAGCCGAAGAGCAAAUAUAAUGAUAUCCAAGUCCAAAUGGGCCCUUUCCAUGCUAUUUUAUGGAGUUAAUAUCAAAUGAAAAUUUAUUAAUGCAAUCUUAAUAGCCCAGAACUUAUUAGAGUUAGUCAAAUUUUGACAGAGGUUUGGCUCUCUGCCAUAAUUAAUUUUUUUUCUAUUUCCAGUAAUCCCUAGCUACCUCCAUUCCCCUUUUCUCAACAUGAACUAAGUAUACCGUUCAAAUUGGCAUGGCCAAACCCAGGUUUCUUUAUUUAUGAAGCAAAAUCAAGAUACAGGAAACACAUAAAAGAAGAAAGAAGAAUAUAAAACAGUAUCUGGUAGCGAACAGGCACAGGAAAGGGAAAAUGAGACAAAAAUAGACCUUUUGGAACUUCCCUCAGCCCUUGAAGAGAGGAAUUACAAUUCACUGCCAAAUGCCUAAAGGAUCGCAAUAGCUCCACCUCCAUCUCUCUUUGCUACAGUUUAGCUGGCUGUUUUCUUCACCUAUUGCCCAUGUAUCACUGAGAAGGGAAGCUUCUUCUCAUCUCAGUUAAUUAAGUCCUAUGUGGAGCUGAGAAUCAUCCUGACAGCAUUGCUCCUGCUCAACUCGUGCAGUACUUCCUCUCAGUCUGUGUGGCUUUUUCAGAAUUCCCAAAUGUGAUUCAAAGUAUGCCUUCCAGCCCAAAGAUUAUUUUACUCAAAAUGACUCUCAGCGCUGAGAGGACAUGCUUGUCCAGAAACCACAAAUCCCAGAAUGCGAGUCCCUUCUCUAACCCAUUUUUUAUAUUAUACUUCUGCUAUACUCUGAGAAAAAGUGACAGAGUCGUGCAUUGUAUUAACAAGAAUGUUGUUUUUCUCACUUCCUUGGGCUAUAUGGGAAAGAUUAAUCAAUGGAAUUUUUUCCUUUUUAUCCAUAGUUCAACUUCUUGUCACUCUUAAUAGAUGACAAUCUGAGAGGAAUAGUACCUGAGGCUAAACAGAGGCAUUUCCAGGUAUAACCCAUUUUUUUCCUAAGUGGUUCAUACCUCUUGUCCUUAGAAUCAGUGCCAUGUAAGAUCAAGACAAAACACUGACUGAUUCUUUACACUGCAAUAGAAUGGUCACAUAUGUCUUUAUUUGUAAAAGUUUCCUAAUAAAAGAUGGCUUAUAGUAAUUUGUAAGAUAAACAUAGAACUGAAAUAACAUUUUUUCCUCAGUUUUCUUUUCUUAUUUUAGACUGAAGUUACAUGGAUAGGAGUAUAAAUAUCACUUUUACUGUCUGAGAAUAAUAUUAUGUUAGUAUAAAUUUUCAGAAGAGUUGACUGAAUAUAACUGACAAGAUAGAUAAAAUAAUCUGAAUUAUAUAAUUUUUUAAACUAGAAUCUCAUUUCAAGCAUUGGCAGUUCUUGGUAAUUUAAAUUAAAAUGGGCAAUGACAAUCACAUUCAAGAAGAGAUUAAAGGAAAGAGUAAGGUCAGAAUUAUAAGGUCUUAGAAGGCUACUUGGAGGCCAUCAAGUUCAAACCCCUUAUUUUACAGAUGAAGAAACUGAGGCACAGAGAAUCUAAGUGACUUGCCCAGGGACGUACAGCUAGUACAUGGGGCAGACUUUGAACCCAGUUCUUAUUUACUGCAAAUCUAGUACUCUUUUCACUAUUUCAUGCUGCAUCUCUAAAUUUUCCUUUACAUCAGCAUGAAUGAAUUUGUUAUCAUAUUAUUAAAAUUAUUUUCAAAGAAAUUUUAUGGAACCAAUAAUACGCACACAUAUAUUAUAUAUAUAUAUAAUUAAUUAGAUCAGAAACAUUACUAUUCUGUUGAUUCUAAUGCUUAUUGUUAAUAAGUUAAUUCAUUUAGUCUUUGUAACUUUAAUUCAAAGUAAAAAGCUACAUUAAAAAUUUAUCUAGCCGGGGCAGCUAGGUAGUGCGGUGGAUAGAGCACUGGCCCUGGAUUCAGAAGGACCUGAGUUCAAAUUCGGCCUCAGACACUUAACACUAGCUGUGUGACCCUGGGCAAGUCACUUAACCCCAAUUGCCUCACCAAAAAAAAAAAAUUAUAUAGUCAAUCCUACUUGAGAUUAUUUUCUGAAUUGAGUAUUAGCUUUAAUUCAACAGUCAUUAAUAAGUACCUAAAAUGUUUAUAAGGCAUUGUGGUAGGUUCUGGGGACAAAAUGGGGGAAAAAAUGAAAUAGCAUCUGACAUCAAGAAACUUAGCUGAAAGAAACAGAUAAAAAACUCAUUUUGCAAGUGUCUUUUAUUCAUAAAUAAAUAAAUUAUUUAAGGGCCAUAUACUGAAUUUUAAAACUUAAGUCUUGCUUGUUUUUUCUAUUCUUCUAAAAAUAACUAGUAUGUAUUUGUGCUUCUGAUUGAUAUAAAAUUGUUUUAUUAAAGGAAAAACACUUUCAAUUUUCCCAUAAAUCUUGUUUAAAAUAUUUUCAACCUUUAUUGAUAAAUUUUUGCCUAAAGAUAUGACACUUUGAUGAUAUGUUUAAAUUUAUUUUCACUGGAAACUUUAUUUUUAGUCUUCAGUGUACAUAAACUUUCACAAAUAUGAAAUCUAAAACAACAAUUGAAAUACACAGGGUGAUUAUGAAGUCCAAGUGCAACUUUAAGCUUUAAUAACUUUGACAUACAUAUGAUAGAAGCACACAAUAAAUAUUACAUAAAAACUGGCAUAUUAAUGUGUUAAAGGAAUAGUCUAUUUUUUAACCUUCACUAUUAUCGCCAUCAUUCGUGACAUUUUUUCAAAGAAGUUUUAAGUUACUGCACAGUAAUUUCAUGAAUUGAAUUUAUGAAAAGAAAUGGAAAUUAACACAAAAUGAACAAUAAUACAUAAAAUUUAAGAAUUCACCUUUUAUGUCAUUUACAAUGUACUUUUAUCAUGUAUAUACCUAAAGUGUUUAAAGUUGUACAAAGAUUUUAUAAGCACCCUUUUUUGAACUUUUCACUGCAAGAUUAAUCUUUUUUGGUUGUUUUUUAAAGUGUAUCCAUAUACUGAUUUCUUUCAGAUUCUGUUGAAACUAAAAUUUAUCAAUUGUGAGGAAUAGCCUCAACACUGUGACUAAAAGUUAUUGUUUAAAAAAAUUUUAAGUUGGUUUUAAAAAAGCAUAAUGUAGGUCUUUUUUUCCUGUUUCAAUUUAAAAUAUAAUUUAAGACCACAAACUUUCUCUCGGUGUUAUUGAUGGGGGUGGGAGUGAGAGAGAUUGGAUUGGAACACACUCCAUGGAGCAUGCAUGAGACUGGACCUCCAGGGUCUACCUCAGGGAGCUUGAAUGGAGCUGUGCCUGUAUACUUCCCCACCCUAACUCCUACACUAAAAAGUCAAGCAUCUUGAAGAAUUAAUAGAUUUGAUCUUUUCGAUUCAAAUAAUUGGAGUAUAUUGCUGACUUUACAGACUAAAAGAAUGCUAAAUUUUACUUAUACUCUGCUUUUUGCAAAAUGUAUUUUGCUUUUAAAUUUGGAAAUAUUAAAAUGUUAAUUUCAAAUUCUUCUUACAGACCUUUCUAUAGAUUCGAAUUGGCCCCUUAGAUACAAUAAAAACAAAACACUGAGUAAGAUUAUGAAAUUUUUCAACAGAAAUAUCCUAAUAUUAAUUUUGUCUUUAAAAAAGAAAGGUUUUGUAUACAUUGAAAUGUUUUUUUUAAUUCCUGCCUAAAGUAGUUUCCCUCACUGAAAAUAAUAUUUAGGGAAGUUUUGUAAACAUAUACUAUGAUCUAAAAUUUAACACUUGGUAAGGGUAAACUAGUAGCAAGAAUAAUUUCAAUUCUAACAGUUUAAUGUAAUGGAAAUAUUUCAAGCAAAACUAAGAUAUCUGAGUUAUUACUGUAUUCCCAAAUGAAAUUAGAACAUUUAAAAAUAUAUUUACUAGUAUAUAUUCCAUAUUAUUAGAAACCAAUACCAGAAACAUUUUAAUGUAAUAAGUGAUUUUCCCCUAAAAAUAAAAGUCCAUAACUUCAUAUGAAGUAAACAAAAUUUUAAGGCUUGAUUUUUAUUUUUUAUAAAUUGUUGCAUCCUAUACUAUAAUAUUCAAUUUUUAAAAAAAAAUUUCUUAAGAUGAUUCAUCAUUUCAUAUAUUGGCCAAUAAGUUGAGUAAAAUAUUCAGAAAAUUCUGUUUUGCAAAUGUUUGGAGAAAUUACAAUAUUUCUGCUACAUAAUGUAUAUUUAAAAAAUUUUAAGCAUGACUAAAUUAAAGAAUGAUCAAUGUUUAUUUAUAUUUAAAGAAUCUUUCAAACUCUGAUAUGAGUUUAUAUGAUUAAGACUAAAUAUAUGCAAACAGAUUUGAAUUGGUGUAUAUGAAUAUUAUUUUCAAAGAAAAUUUAAAAGAAAGAAAUACUGAACUAAAUCUGAGGGAGAAAAAAGCUUAGAUGUUGAGCCUAGACUGAAAAACAGGAGAGUUAACAAUACACUAAAGAGACCCAGUGAUUCUAUUUUGUAUAACCCAUGAUUCAAGCUUGCUACAUUUGCAUAAAACUCUUCUCCUUAGUGAGUAGAAUAAUUAUUACUCAAUGCUAAUGUGCCUGUGUGAAGGGCAAAGUUGGCUCAAGAGCUUGGGAGAAAAAACUUUCUCCUUGGUCUUUAAGUAGGCAAGCUUGAAAUCAAAAACGUUCAAAUCAGAAAUAUGUUGGAAAGAGAAGGGAACUUUCCCCUAUAUGUCUACCUUACAAAAUCUGUGUGUGUGUGUGUGGCGGGGGGGGGGGGGGGUCCCAUGGUAUAGAACCAUAAGGAUCCUCUCUUGAAGCGUGAUACAAAAAGAAAAUCUCUUCUUUCAAACUUUUAAGCAAAUUCCAUCCCCUCAUUACUCAACACAGUGUUGAAUAAUAGUUCUCUCUACCAAUUAGAACAAAUACAACAGGACUGAACUCCAGGUUACAAUCAUAAGUAAGUUGAUGUAGGGACUAUCACAUAACAUAAAAGGCACUGUGUUUAAGACAUCACAAAUCUUGGUUCCUGACCCUUGAAAGAAUGUUGUUCAUGGUGUAGAGUUUGCCUUUAGACCUUGCUAUGAACAUGUAAACUAUUAGAAAUAAAGACACUUGAAACACUUGGUAUGUGUUUUCCAUUGUGUGUAUAGUACAUGUUAAAUACAUGUCAUCUUUCAAUAGAAUUUACUUAACAUGCAUACUUGGAGUGUAUACUACUCAAAUUCUGUGUUAAAAAGUAAGCUAUCACAAGGUUAGUUCUUUGUUUUAAACUACUAUGUCCCUUUGAAAUGCUGUAAAUGUAUAUUUAAACUAAACUGUAAAAAUUAUGCUGAGAAUGUUGAGGUUUUUGUAUUUAUGAAAUACAUUGAAAGUAUGACUUACAGUAUAUCAAAAUUAUUUGUCACUCUUCACCAUUUGUAAAUUAAUAGUAAAGAUUCUCUUACUUUAAUAAAGUGUUGCAUUUAUAUUAAUUUUGGAAAAUCA